GUUGACAGUUGACACAGCAGCAGCAACUAACAAUUUUCAGUGCAUCAUAGCUGUUCAAUCAUUGUUAACAGGUAGAUCUGAUGGAGCCCUCCUCAUCCUCAUCGAAGCGCAUAAAAGUCGAAAGCAAACCUAUGUAUUCAGACCAACAAUUAGUUGGAUCAAAUUUACUGGAUGAUGUAACAUCUUCGAACAGUUCCGAAAGCUUAAAUGACUAUGGAAGUUCGGAUCCUGGCUUGAAUUUUGAGGCUCUUCGAUGGUCAACGACUUUUGUGGACAAGUCUAUGCUUAUUAGAUGCCUUAUGAACGAUAAGGAACAUAGAGUACUACUGACUGCGCCGCCUAGAUUUGGCAAGACUAUGGCUUGCAAUAUGCUUAAGGUGUUUUUUCAAAUUGUCAACAGUGAACAGGAGUUAAAAAAGAAAUAUAAUCUUUUCGAGGAUCUCAGAAUUUACAAAUGCUCUGAAAAAUGCACAGAUAAUCAUGAAUGUAAAAGGAAAAAUUUUUUUCGCAAGCACUGCGGACAACAUCCAGUAAUUUCACUAGAUUUUGCACAAUUAUCCGCAAUGUCAUAUAGCAGUUUCUUGGCGAGCCUUAGAGAUAUGAUAACAAGGCAGUUUAAAAAAUAUAGGUGUUUAAUUCAUAUGGGUGAUAAAACAUAUAUCUGGUCAAGCAACAACAUGGGAGAACUGGAUGUUAAACGUUUCUUGCGUUAUUUGAAGGAUGCUGAUGAUAACGAUCACUGGAUAAAGUCAAAAGCUGAUGACUCAGCAGAUCAAUACAUAUUUAAAGCUUUUAGAUAUUUGAUUGAGGUUGUGUCGGUCUACUAUCAAACAAAAAAAACAAAUAGAAAAAUCAUUAUGUUAAUUGACGAGUUCGACGCACCUUUCAUGGAAUUGUUAUUUCAUAAAGAAAAAGACGAAAGGAUUAUUACUUUAUUACGAAAACUUAUGCGUCUUUUAUGCAAAGAUGAGAUAUCGGCAGAAUUUGUUGAACGAGUAAUGAUUUUUUCUGUCACUGCAUUCGGCGGUAUGAUUUCAUUAGGAGCUAACAAUGUUCGACGUAGAACCUUCUUGGACAAGGAUUAUGAUUAUUAUAAAUUCUUUGGAUUUACUAAAGAAGAAGUAGACGCUUUAGUUAAAAGCACUGUCCCAGAAAGUCAACGAGAAAAAGCUCUUGAUGAAAUUGGUAUUUGGUACAACAAUUACACUGUAAUAGGAGAUAAAGAUACAAGUAUUUGUAAUCCUGUGUCUAUCACCAAUUAUUUACCGAAUCUCGUACGAAGAAGUUAUUGGAUUGAAUCAGUUGGAACAAAAUAUGUAUGCGAACUAUUUAAAUUUGAAAAAAUGCAGGAGAAGGUGUUUCCUGCCAUUAGAGAAAAUCAGAAUAUUUCCAUCAAUACAACAACUACACAGUUGGACGAUAUUUCUACCCUGAAAAAAUUACGUGAAUCAAUUUCAAAUUGUAUCAAUCAAGAGCAGGUAGACUUAGCUCUUCAAUUUCUUACAGAAUGUGGAUACUUUAAUGUUAUUCACAAAGAUGAUACGACUUGGACAUUGCAAAUUCCGAAUCAAGAAUUGAAAGCAAUAUUUACAGAUAAACUACAUAAGGCGUUGUUAAGUGUUAAAACUAACCUGUUUAAUGUAAACCAACAAAAGUCAUUUGUGAAUGCAUUAAAGUCCUUAGGAUGUGGAGAGGAGCAUGAACCUACACAAUAUGUUACUUUUAAAGAAUCUGUGGAAAAUUUGUAUACCAACCGAGAAUUACCAAAAGCUCAUUUUCAUUUUCACUGUGACCUUUGGAUGUUAAUUUUUGGUUCUGAGAACUUCCAUUGUUUCUCAGAAUUGCCAAUCAAAAAGGGAUGGUCACCCAGGCUUGAUUUAAUUAUUAUUACAAAAUGUGCAGCAAUUAUAAUUGAAGUAAAGCGAAAUGAACAAGAUUCUGCAAAGAAGGCCCUAAAACAGUGUAUAGAGAAAAAAUAUUAUGAAAUAUUUGAAUCUAUGGAAAACGAAAUAAAAGGUUUAAAGAAAAUUUUAAUGGGUCUUCAUCUCUCUGAUGAUGGUAACGUUAGCAUCAGGUAUUUAGCAAAUUUUGAACCAAACAGAAUAACAUCAAUAAAAAAAAUUGUUGAAGAGGAUAGCUAUGAAUGUUAAAAGCAUUCCCUUUUACUACGUACCCUGAUAGUUAAAUAGUAUACAUUUCGCUGAUUUAAAAAUAGUUUGUAAAUUGUAAUGGAAAAUAACUCUCAUUUUUACUGCCUUUAAUAUUUAAUAAAAUUA
Molecule: messenger RNA, 2276 nt
Organism: Tribolium madens (black flour beetle)
Lineage: Eukaryota; Metazoa; Arthropoda; Insecta; Coleoptera; Tenebrionidae
Exons: 4
Coding region: 81-2150 (689 amino acids)
Source: RefSeq, a predicted model, not a curated record